Molecule: messenger RNA, 1639 nt
Organism: Drosophila elegans
Lineage: Eukaryota; Metazoa; Arthropoda; Insecta; Diptera; Drosophilidae
Gene: rasp
Product: protein-cysteine N-palmitoyltransferase Rasp
Exons: 1
Coding region: 36-1544 (502 amino acids)
Biological process (GO): protein palmitoylation
Cellular component (GO): endoplasmic reticulum
Molecular function (GO): palmitoyltransferase activity
Source: RefSeq, a predicted model, not a curated record
UCCCGGAAUGAAGAACCCAAGUCGGUGGUCCAGUAAUGUCCAGGUUACCUGACCGAUCUCUGCUCACCCGCUGCGAGAUAUUCGUCUAUUUUGGCGUCUAUAUAGCCUACAUUGUGGUGGGCCUGUACAAGAUCUAUGGACUGCGGGAUCACAUAGUCGAGGAGGCAAAGUUCCAGUUCCCGGAGGGCUGGAGCUUCUAUCCCUUCUCCCAGCGGCGGCGAGAUGAUAGCAACGAUGAGCUGGAAAACUUCGGCGACUUUAUAGCCGUCUUCUGGCCCUUCUAUGUGCUCCAUGCGGCUGUGCAGGGAUUAAUCCGCUGGAAAUGUGCCCACCUUCAGUGCUUGGGCUUUGCCGGUGUGUGCGGAUUGGCCUUGGUUGUGAACCUGGACUGGACAUCGGUGGUGCUAUUGGGCACCUUGAUAGGUAGCUAUUACCUCAUUUCCCUGACCACAUCUAAACGGAUGGUCUGGCUCUUAUCCGCCAGCUGGAUACUGUGCAUCAAUGUGAUCCAGAAGAAUGCCUGGUGGACGGAUCGUGUGGGCUACUCGGAGUAUGUCCUGGUCAUAGUCACCAUGUCGUGGAGUGUGCUACGAGGCUGCAGCUUUUCGCUGUCCAAGAUGGGCGCUAAAAAGGCAGAGGAGCAUCUGGACAGAUACAAUCUCAUCCAGUAUCUGGGCUAUGCCAUGUACUUUCCCACCCUUACCUAUGGGCCCAUCAUUAGCUAUCAGAGAUUUGCAGCCAGAAGGCAGGAUGAGGCUCAAGACUGGCUGGCAUUCGCUGGAGGCAUCCUACGCAGUGUCAUCUGGUGGCUACUGAUGCAGUGCGCCCUGCACUACUUCUACAUACACUACAUGUCGCGGGAUGUGCGCAUGGUGGAGCUGAUGGACUCGGUUUUCUGGCAGCAUUCCGCCGGCUACUUCAUGGGUCAGUUCUUUUUUCUCUACUACGUGGUCACCUAUGGCCUGGGCAUAGCCUUCGCCCUGCAGGAUGGCAUUGCGGCUCCCAGCAGACCACGUUGCAUUGGCCGCAUCCACUUCUACUCGGACAUGUGGAAGUAUUUCGAUGAGGGCCUCUACGAGUUCCUCUUUCAGCAUAUCUACGCCGAAAUGUGCGGCAAGAGAUCCUCGCCAGCGGUCAAAUUUGGAGCCACUGCGUUGACCUUUGCCUUUGUGUUCGUCUGGCAUGGUUGCUACACCUAUGUGCUUAUCUGGAGCAUCCUCAACUUCCUCUGCCUAGCUGCGGAGAAGCUGUUCAAGAUGUGGACCUCCUCGCCGGAGUACCAGCUAUGGACACAUCGUCAUCUGGGUGAAGUGGGUGCCCAGCGUUUGUACGCCGUGUUGGCCACCCAACUGUUCAUCCCAGCCGCCUUCUCCAAUGUCUACUUUAUUGGUGGCCAGGAGAUCGGGGACUUCCUGAUGCGCGGCGCCUACCUCAGCGGAGUGGGCAACUACAUGGCCUUGUGCUUCUGCAGCUACUGCUUUUUCCAAUGCUCCGAGCUGCUCCUGACCAAGUCGGAUGCUCGCUCCAAGACGAAAACUAUUUGACCUCGCCUAAAGUCUGCCUAAAUCUAAGUGAAAAGGGACUACUUUUGAACAAUCUUGUAUUGAAAUUUGUAUUAUAUCAUGGCUUUAUAAUUGUU